GCAAGAUGGCGGCGCGGCGCGGCCCUGAGACGGCGCCCGGCCUCGGCCGAGCCCGGUAGCGCCCGGCUAUGCCGCGCUCGCGCAGGGGCCACGCGGCCCGCAGGGGCGGCCGCGGAGCUCGGAGCAGUGCCAAGGCAGACUCCCAGGCCAGCGAUGACGAGGCAGCCAGCGAAGUGUUGAGUCACUAUAGCAGUGCCAGCGAGGGCACCAGUGUUGCAGAGGAAGGCACUGGGAGCGACACAGUGGAUGAGCAAGCUCAACAGGAGGAAGUGGAGGACAAACUGAAGGAGUGCAUUGACAAUGUGCUGGACAAGAGUGCCAAGACACGGCAGGUGGCUCUGGAGAACCUGCGGCUUGCCUUCUCCUCCAAGAUGCUCUUUGACUUCCUGCUGGAACGCAGGCUUACGCUCACAGACUCCUUGGAGAAGUGCCUGAAGAAAGGUAAAGGGGAGGAGCAGUCUCUGGCUGCUACUGUCCUCACACUACUGUGCCUUCAGAUGGGCUCCGGCCCCGAGGGGGAAGAGGUGUUCCGCAGCCUGAAACCCCUUCUCAUCAACAUCCUGACCGACACCUCGGCCAGCCCCAUCUCUCGGCAGAGCUGUGCUGUGGCCCUGGGGAUGUGCUGCUAUAUUGCUGCUGCGGAUUUGGAGGACUUGAUUUCGUGUCUUACCUGCCUGGAGGGCAUCUUCAGCACUUCCUGCCCAGAGGAGGGCAACUCCAUGCCUGCCCAACACAGUCCUCUGCUCCAGACCUUGCACUGCAAUGCCCUCCAGUCCUGGUCCCUCCUACUCACCAUCUGCCCCAGCUCCUACAUCAAGAAGAUCCUGGACAAUCACCUACUCAAGCUGCCGCUAAUGCUGUCCAGCGACAAUGUCAACCUACGCAUCACGGCAGGCGAGACCAUUGCGUUGCUCUUUGAGCUAGCCCGUGAUAUGGAGGAGGAUAAUUUCUAUGAGGACACCGACCUCCUGUGCACCAAGCUGAAAGCCCUGGCCACAGACAGCAAUAAGUACCGGGCCAAGACAGACAGGCGCCGGCAGCGCUCCAUCUUCCGCGACGUACUGCAUUUUAUUGAGAGUGGCGAGUUUCAUGAGGAGACCAUCAGGUUUGGUCUGGAGUGCAUGUAUGUGGACAGCUGGGUCAGAAGGAGAACAUACGACGCCUUCAAGGAGGUUCUGGGCUCUGGAGUCAGGCAUCACUUGCAGAACAACGAGCUGCUGCGUGAGAUAUUUGACCUGGGCCCUCCACUGGUGCUUGAUGCUGCCGCCAUCAAAGCCAGCAAGAUCUCCCGCUUUGAGAAGCACCUCUACAACUCAGCCGCCUUCAAAGCCCGGACAAAAGCCAGGAGCCGUGUGCGUGACAAGCGAGCCGACAUCCUGUAACAGGGGCCGCUCCCUGCGACCCCUCCUUCUGCACAAAUCCAUGGACUACAGACCCCAACCACUGUGAUGUAGGGAGAGAAGUGGGAGGGGAGUGGCACCAGAUGCUCCCCUCUCCCCACUCCUGAAAGUGCAAAGCUCAUGCCACAUGCUCCCUCCUCCAGCUCUGGGGGCUUUUAUACAAGAACAGAACCGUGUAUGAGGGUGUGGAUUGUGGAGUUGGUGUGGCAACUAUGGGCCAAGGCCCUUUUUAUUUUUAUUUUAUUUUAUUUUUUAACCAAAAAAAAAAGUAAGCGAGGUUUUGGGAAGUGGGGAAAUCCUUGCCUCCCCCACCCCUGCUCCCUAGCUAGUGGCUUUUGCCUCCCUCACACUUCCCUCCCUCUCCCCCUUUGGCUGUGUGCACUAGACCAACCCCCUCCUGCCUUCUCCAGUAAAUCAGUCCAGUAGGCUGCCAGUCAUAGUCUCCAUGGAGGUGCCAUACAUCAAAAAGUAGCUUGCUGGGGCAUGAUGAAGGGGGUGACAACAGAGGUGCGGGAGAGGUUUCCUGUUCCCUGCCCUGCAGUGGCGGGUGCCUGAUGUAGACUGGCUGAAGCAGACAUUGGAAGAUGCUGCUGGUGGUGGUGAAGUGCAGAGUGGGGUGGGGUGGGGUGGGUUCCCCCCCCCCCCCCAUGUCUGUGACUCCCAUCAUGCUGUGCCAACAUUGCAGUGCUGCUGUCAUGUCACUCAGGGCCUGCUUGUGUAGACCUGUCCUCUACUCCCAUGGUACAGGCCUGCCUGCCUCUUCCCUUACCCUAGAGCAGGAGCCACUGGCUUCAGUGGCAUCCCUGUGUAGCACUUGGGCCAGACUAGCCACCCAGACCCCUGUGGGACUAAUGGUUCUCUUUAUGUCUUGGUGCUGGGCAGGGCUGUUUGGAGGGUUUCUUACUGCACUGGAAGGGUGGUCUCUAGUAGUACAGUGUGCACUCACAGCGAUGAAAGGAAAGCCUUUCCAUCAUGCCUGCCUGCCUGCUUGCCUGUCCUGGCUCCAUGCAAAGGUCAACCCCCCUCUCCCUGUUCCCUUGAGGGAACAGGCACUCUCCCCAAAAAGCUGGCAGCACAACCCCCUCCUAACACCGAAGAUGCCUCCUGUCAGUCCAAGCCAAAGCUUGAAGGAGUCAGACUGGGCCAGGUGUGAUGGAGGCUGGAUGAACUCACUCCUCCCUGUGCUAUCUCACCCCAGCCCUGGGACUGGGCAACCUGGAACUGGUCAGAGAUGGGAACUUAACUGCAGCCAAGUGGAACAGAGGGGAUGUGGGGCAACUGUCAAGGCUCUGAAAUGCCCAGGGGGGCCACAGGGCUAAGUACCUGCUUUUAAAUGAUUUGUUUCUAUCCUGUGGUGUAGGUUGUAGUUGUGUUGGUCUAAGGACAUAAGCUGACAAAGUUCUUUACUAAAUCUGGUAUCUUUUAUUAAACCAACCCAAAUAGUUGGAAAAAUUCUCCUUUGCAAGCUUUCAAGUACAAAUACCCUUCAUCAGGCAGAAGAAGCUUCUGUAGUUGGUCUGUGCUCUUCCUGGAUGGAGUAGUUAAGUAGCCAGAGGCCAGUACUUAUUCAAGACAGCCAGUCAGAUAAAAUGUAAAUUAAGGUAGUCAAUAGGUGAGAAAUGGGGGGUGGGGGAGGGGAAAGUAGCUGUAGUCAAUGGAGGGGGGAGGAGGGAACGAAAGACUUGCUGGUAAAAAGUGGCAAGGUUACCUGCAGUCAGAUGUUAGGUAGGUUAUAAUGUGCCAUAAAUCCAAUGUCUGUAUUUAGUCCAUGAUUUUAAAUCCAGUCUCUGAAAGGUGUUUUGUAAGUUCCCUUUGAGGACUAAAACAGUGAUUGGAGAGAGGGUGGAAAAUAUGUAGGAGAAACCAAACAACAACUGCACCAGAAUGAAUGCACACUGAAAAUCUAUUAAAGACAAGAAUACCCAAUUACCUGUGGGGGCACAUUUCUUACAAGGAAGCCACUGUCUCUUCAGUGUCUCAGUUCUAAUCUUCAAAAGGAAUUUACAAAACACCUUUCACAGACAAGGUUAUGAACUUCACUUCCUCAACCUACUAAAUACAAAAGAUCUUUCCCCAUUCCCCCACCUGUCUCUCACCCUGGCAAAGGGUAUUUGUACCCAAAAGCCUGCAAAGAAGAAUUUGAGUUGGUUUAAUGAAAGACACUGGAUUUAUCCAAAGAGCGUUUAUUUGCUUUGUUUUUAUCCUAACACUGUCCAGAAGCCCCUUUGGCUCUGACCCAUGUUUCUCCCAGCCCCAGCACAUGUAGGCAGUGCAGACUCAGCACCACCCUCCUAUCUUUCCCCAGCCCAGCCCAGCUGGUGUGUACAGUGGGAUAGGUGCUAGCCCCACCAUCCUGCAAAAGCCAUUUGGUGCCUUUGGCUGGGGGGCAUAGCAGGGCACCAGUUCCUUCCUCAUGGCUCUUGGUGCCUGGUGAGCAUUAGGGCCCUUCCCUUGCUCCUUGCAUUGACUUCAGCCCUGGGCUGAACUGUGCCAGCUGAGGUUGGAAAAUGCAUUGGGCAUCAGCUUGGAUUGCAGUGGUGGUGAGUGGAACAGUGACUCAGAAGUAGAGUCCUUCCCCCCACCCUGUCCCAGUGACCCAGCUGUGCCUGAGAUAUAUGCACCACAGGUCUGGAGUGAUUCUUCUAACCCCUCACCAUUAUGCUGGCUGGUGGGCUGAAGCUUGGUACGGAAGUUUGCUGUGUGGAUUCCAGCUUGCUGCACAGAAGAAUCAUGUUGCUUUGCUCUGCUGGGGCUGUGCCAAAGCAGUGCCAGGCCUCCAGGGCUUGCAGAGGGGUAGCAAAUAAGUGCCAAACGGGGAGAAAUGACCAGGCUGAGCCAUUGGUGUGUGGGGAGGGCAGGGACUUGGGGAGAAGUGAGCCCCAGUUUGCAGCAGCUCCUGAGUGAAACAAGUGUCCCUUGUGGCUGCUGCUCAGGGCUGCCUGUCCCCACAUGCCAUUGGGGUGCCUCCCCCUACCCCUACAUAGGGGGUUUCCCAGGAAUGUAUUUAUGUGAUUUUAUAAGAUGAGGAUUAUUAUGAUAAUUAAAAGGCUCAUUGAA
Alligator mississippiensis (American alligator) is the source of this 4457-nucleotide messenger RNA. RefSeq names its product interferon related developmental regulator 2 (gene IFRD2). NCBI's taxonomy places the organism in Eukaryota, Metazoa, Chordata, Crocodylia, Alligatoridae. The record is from RefSeq and is a predicted model, not a curated record. The transcript has 12 exons. Bases 69 to 1382 code for a protein of 437 amino acids.